AUGGGGUGUACAGCAUAUAUGAAUAUGCUGAGCACUGUAGCUGCAGCUCUGUUCAUGGAGAUGUUUCUGUUUGUUUUCUUCAUUUUAGAAAAACCCAAGAAAGGAAGGAAAGGCAAAAGAGUCUCUGCUUUCUUUAAGAGAGUAUGGAAGGCUGCAAUGCGCCCCUUCCUUUGCUGUGACACAGACAUAGUCCAGCAUCUUACGCCACAGCCUGAGCCUGAGCCUGAACCCGAACCCGAACCUGAACCUGAACCUGAACCCUUAUCCGAACCCAAACCCGAACCCGAGCCUGAGCCUGAGCCUGAGCUUGAGCUUGAGCCCGAGCCAAAGCUGGAAGAUAAAGUAGACCCAGAGGCAGUAAAUCUGCCAGGCCAGGUUCCCGAGGAGCUUAAAGAGGCUUUUGGUCUCUCUCGUGGAUCUAUGGUGUCUCAUUUUGAAGUGAAAGACCUGAUUGGAAAAGGAAGUUUUGGCAAGGUGUAUCUGGCCACUCACGUAUUUAGUGAGAGAGUAAAGGUUGCCCUGAAGUAUAUCAUGAAGCGUAAACAGGACCGGUAUCUCAGCAUUGAUGGUCAUUCCACACCCGUGCUUGCGGAAGUGGCAAUGAUGCUUAGGUUGAUGAAUGCCCCAACUUGUCCCAGCAUCAUCGGAUUACACCACUGGAUUGAGAAUGAGAACGACUUUGUUCUUAUUCUGGAGUACCCAGAGUCAUCCCAGACCCUGGGUCGUUACAUCAGAUAUACAUUGGACAUUGAUGAAAACCAAGCACGCCGGUUAAUGCGUCAGUUGAUCCAAGCUGUCAAGUUCUGCGCUGAGCAUGGAGUUUUCCAUGGUGAUAUACACACGGGGAACAUACUGGUGACUCAACCCCGAUUACAGCUCAAAUUGAUCGACUUUGGUUGUGCUCGGCCAAUUACCAGCGAGCCUUUAAAAAGCAGUGAAUAUCGAGGAGCCAUAUUUUACACACCACCUGAGGUUUUAAGGGAUCCCACAUUCCUCCCUAACCCGGCGUAUGUCUGGACAAUAGGCAUCAUCCUGUAUGAAAUAUUGCAUGGACGAUUGGCCUUUUACAACACACAUUCGAUAAUCAUUGGAAACCUUGAAACAGACCUCACCUUAUCUUCAGCAUGCCUGGACCUGAUUUCCCAGUGUUUGAUCCGCAAUCCAGAUAAGCGGCUACAGUUGCAUCAAGUUGAAGAGCACCGGUGGUUCAAUCCAACGAGCCCAAAUCCUGUGCAGCAGUCAGACAAGAGGCGAGGGGAUGAUGAUGAUGAUGAAUUCAACUUCUGCAGCUUCCACUGGUAA
Danio aesculapii is the source of this 1302-nucleotide messenger RNA. Its product is annotated as serine/threonine-protein kinase pim-3-like. Bases 1 to 1302 code for a protein of 433 amino acids. Gene Ontology annotation, cellular component: cytoplasm. Gene Ontology annotation, molecular function: ATP binding; protein serine/threonine kinase activity. The record is from RefSeq and is a predicted model, not a curated record. Lineage: Eukaryota; Metazoa; Chordata; Actinopteri; Cypriniformes; Danionidae. The transcript has 8 exons. Gene Ontology annotation, biological process: protein autophosphorylation; negative regulation of apoptotic process; regulation of mitotic cell cycle.